CAAUCUUCCAGACUAUAAAUAGAUCUCUGAAAUCGAGCUGUUUCAUUUUGCCGAAAGAGCAGAGCGGGGGAGGCUUUCUUCGCCAUUACAGAUUGCAUCAAAUGGCGAGGAUUAAGGUUCACGAGCUCCGAACCAAGUCGAAAACUGAGCUUCUAAACCAGCUCAAUGAGCUCAAGGCUGAGCUUGCAUUGCUCCGAGUGGCUAAGGUCACUGGAGGUGCACCUAACAAGCUUUCUAAAAUUAAGGUUGUUAGGUUGUCCAUUGCUCGUGUGCUUACCGUUAUUUCCCAGAAGCAGAAAUCCGCAUUAAGGGACGCAUACAAGAAGAAGAAGUUUGUGCCAUUGGAUCUCCGGCCAAAGAAGACUCGGGCAAUCAGGCGCCGUCUCACAAAGCAUCAGGCUUCAUUGAAGACCGAGAGGGAGAAAAAGAGGGAGAUGUAUUUUCCAAUGAGGAAGUAUGCCAUCAAGGUCUAAUAUGGACAUUGAAGCGAUGGUAGGUAAUAGUGCUGUUUGGGUAAUUGCAUUUUUGUUUGCUUUUUGGUUUUGGCCCUAAUGUAACCGUCCAUGAUGUCUUGUUAGUUUCUAUUUCCUAUUUUGUAGCUAGAUGAGUAUUUGAAGUUAAAACAAGGAACCCAGGGCUUUAUGUUCAUGGGUAGAAAAUUUUACAUUUUAUGAAGUUAUUUCAGUUAAGAUCCUUUCUUUUUAUCAA
This is a messenger RNA of Nelumbo nucifera (sacred lotus), 708 nucleotides long. RefSeq names its product large ribosomal subunit protein uL29-like. Gene Ontology annotation, molecular function: mRNA binding; structural constituent of ribosome. Gene Ontology annotation, biological process: translation; maturation of LSU-rRNA from tricistronic rRNA transcript (SSU-rRNA, 5.8S rRNA, LSU-rRNA). Lineage: Eukaryota; Viridiplantae; Streptophyta; Magnoliopsida; Proteales; Nelumbonaceae. The record is from RefSeq and is a predicted model, not a curated record. Gene Ontology annotation, cellular component: ribosome; cytosolic large ribosomal subunit.